UUGCGCGUGCACAUGCGUGCGACUGCAACGAUUGGACCCGAUCGCUGUGUACCGUUCGCUACUUGGUUUAUGAUCGGUGGUGUCAGGUAGUGGCCGAACGAUUUGCUUGAUUACUAUUUCCAGAAGUUUCUGCAGGAACUCUCCACGGCCAAAUUCCUCCCCAAAAUUUACCUCAUCCCGUCCGAUCCAAGUGGCUGCGUUGCUCCACUCUCAAUUAUCGAUCGUAACUUUCUCGUUUUUCAUUUUCCACAAACAGUGUCCGCCUAACUGUUUCUCAAAAUGUCCUUUUUCGGUUCACUGAUGGGCGAUCUGAACGAUGAUCCUAUUUUCGGGUCUCAUAUGCAAUCUGUGAGGCACAUGAAUGACAUGAUGACUUCUCUGUUCAAUGAUCCGUUCGGCAUGAUGGCUCAUCCUCGCCACAAUGCUAUCACACAUGCCAGUCACAGGGACAGAGGUCGUCAGGACGACCUUCAAAUAUUGCCAUUUGGAUUUCCAUCGUUUCAUAAUAUGUUCACAAAUUUUGACAAUAUGGCACAAAGCACGAAUUGUCAUUCCUUCACUUCAAAAUCUGUAAUGACAUUUGGUACCGACGGUCACCCUCAGGUUUACCAAGCAACCAUGUCCACAACGACCGCUCCUGGUGGUGUGAAGGAAACGAAGACAACAGUCUGUGAUUCUCUUACUGGAACAAAAAAGAUGGCCAUUGAACAUCAUAUUGGAGAUAGAGCACAUAUCUUAGAGAGGGAACACAAUCUGCACAGUGGCGAACAGGAAGAGCGUCAAGAAUUUAUUAAUCUUGAUGAAGAGGAAGCAGAAAGCUUUAAUAACGAGUGGGAGACACGUGUUCGUCGUUAUCAUGGUGGUAAUUCUCACUAUAAUAGCCAUGGUCAUCGAAAUCGAUCUGAUCAUAGGCAGUUGGCUUUGCCUGAUCCAUCGGGAAGUCGAUAUUCUAAUCCAUCGAGAUGGACAUCUAGACGUAGUUUAAAAUUGCCAACACCAUCUAAAGUAAACACUCCCACUUACAGUUUAAGGUACAGCCGCAAAUAUUAAUAAAGUAAAAGCAUAGUACACAGUGGUGACACUUAUGCAACUUCGAGUUCUUCCAAUUGUAUUGAAGAUACUAAAUCUGCGUCAGCAGCAACUACAACCGCAAUAGGAAACCGAAAACGUAAACAUAUACCGGAUAAUAAAGUAUGCAAAAAGUGUCACGUUGUACCAGAUAGUAAUGUGUAGAUUCUCUAUUCAACCAUUCAAACUACUAUAUUGCUGAUGAUAUUGCAGAACUUCGGUAGGAUUCGUAUCGUUUAAUAAAAUUACGUUGAGUCUA
Frieseomelitta varia is the source of this 1327-nucleotide messenger RNA. It is a transcript of the gene Mlf, whose product is annotated as myeloid leukemia factor. The record is from RefSeq and is a predicted model, not a curated record. Lineage: Eukaryota; Metazoa; Arthropoda; Insecta; Hymenoptera; Apidae. Gene Ontology annotation, cellular component: nucleus; cytoplasm. Bases 280 to 1050 code for a protein of 256 amino acids. Gene Ontology annotation, biological process: regulation of DNA-templated transcription. The transcript is spliced from 7 exons.